Chlorella variabilis is the source of this 1113-nucleotide messenger RNA. RefSeq lists its product as hypothetical. Lineage: Eukaryota; Viridiplantae; Chlorophyta; Trebouxiophyceae; Chlorellales; Chlorellaceae. Gene Ontology annotation, cellular component: nucleus. Gene Ontology annotation, molecular function: single-stranded DNA binding; 3'-tyrosyl-DNA phosphodiesterase activity; double-stranded DNA binding. Gene Ontology annotation, biological process: single strand break repair; double-strand break repair. The record is from RefSeq and is a predicted model, not a curated record. Bases 1 to 1113 code for a protein of 370 amino acids. The transcript is spliced from 9 exons.
AUGCUUGCUGCGUUUGGGGGCGAGCAGGGUAGCAGCGUGCAGGUCGUGGAGCCAGCCACCCCUGCAGCUGCGAGCGCUGCAGCAGCAGGCAGCCGGCAGCAGCUCGGGGGCAGCGAGGGACAGGAGCCGCAGGCGGUCGAUGCCACCGAGGCGGCGGCGGCGGCUGGGGCGGGCGCGCUGCUCCCCAGCCAGCCAGCCUGCCUGGACGCACCAAUGCACCUCAUGCGAGUGCGCAGCAUCCCCAGCUGGGCGAACGCGGGGUUCCUCGGCGCCUCCCUCUCCAGCCUGGUGUGUGGCAACAUUCGGUGGAUCCUCAUCCAGAACGCCAUGCUGGAUCUGCCAUGGCUCCUCUCGGCGUGUCCAGACCUGCACCGAGCAGAGCGCAUCUUGCUUGUCAGCCACCGCCCCUGGCUAGCGAAGAAAGCAAAAGUGGAGGAGGGGGCCAAGCCCCGGACGCUGCAGGCUAGAGAGCGGAAGCUGGCGGACGUGCGGGCCCUGGGCCUGGAGGACAGGGCGUCGGUGUACGAGCCUGCAAUUGGCGGCCACGGCACGAACCACAGCAAGUUCUUCCUGGUCGACUAUGAGCGGGGCAUGCGGGUCAUUAUCAUGUCAGCGAACGCAGUGUUCUCAGACUGCAACAACAAGACCCAGGUGCUCUUCACCCAAGACUUCCCUCGCAAAGACGAGCAGUCACCAAAGACGUCAGCAUUUGAAGGAGCCCUGGAGGCAUACAUACGGGAGCUGAGGAUGCCGUGCGGGCCCACCCUGCACUUGGUGCAGCUGAUUCGCAGCUGCGACUUCAGCGCGGCCCGCGGCCAUCUGGUGGCAUCAGUGCCCGGCAGGCACAAGGGCGCUGACCUGCACAAGUGGGGCCACAUGCGGAUGCGGGCCGUGCUCUGCCAGGAGGCCUUCCCCGCCAGGUUCAGGGGCGCCCCGCUGGCGGCGCAGAUGAGCAGCCUGGGCCUGCUGAACGAGAGGUGGCUGGUGCGGGAGUUCCGGUACAGCCUGGCUGCCGGCCUCUGCGAGGGCGGCACAGACGUGCUGGGACUGCCAGCAAACGGCCCCUUGGGGCUACAGCUGGUGUACCCGACAGUGGAGGAGGUGGACGACUAG